Brassica rapa (field mustard) is the source of this 2006-nucleotide messenger RNA. Its product is annotated as protein CUP-SHAPED COTYLEDON 1. Gene Ontology annotation, molecular function: DNA binding. Gene Ontology annotation, biological process: regulation of DNA-templated transcription. Lineage: Eukaryota; Viridiplantae; Streptophyta; Magnoliopsida; Brassicales; Brassicaceae. The record is from RefSeq and is a predicted model, not a curated record.
CACUAGAAAAAGUGGAAAGGAGCUCGUGGUCAAGGGCAAGGGUUGGAGGUGAUGACUCAGAGUCUGAAGGAAGAAAACGAUAUACUUGUACAAAUCCGAAAGAAAGAUGUAGGUAGAUAUUUGUGGGGAAGCAUAGAGGUGAAAAAAUUGCAGGAGAGGGGAGAAAGAUGCAUGCAAAGAAAGUAAAGAUUGGAGUGUGAUUUGAUGUAAAGCCUGUGAGGACGUUUCCUUGUGACAGAUAAGACGCGUCUAUAUCCGGUCCGUUCGUUUCUUCUUCAGACACUGAUGGAUGGAUGUGAAAUGCUUCUUCUUGAUUUGAUGCAUCCAUGCUCUUCCUUUUCUUUUACGUGUCUUCUUUGUUAAUAAAGUUUUAUCUUGAAGAUACUAACGCGUAUUGAAUUAUUCGUAACAAGAAUCUUAUUCAUGGUGAAGUUCAGACUGUUUCAGUAGAUAAAGAUCCAAUAAUAUAUUGGCUAGUAAACAAAAAUAAAGAUUUGGCUGACGUAGAGUCCCCUGAGAUUUCCAGUCAUGCACGCAUUGCAUGCUCAAAAGACAAAUGUUUUAAUCAUAUUUAUCCUAGAUUCUAAUACAUUUUCAGCGAUAUUAAUUGCAUGCAUAUACACACGCAUCAUAUAUACAUAUAUAUAUUCGUUUUGUGUGGUGUAUUGAACACAUCAACAUCAACUCUAUCUGUCACACUAGCUACUGUCCAAUAUCACAUCAGUUGCUUGCACAACAGGAGAAACACAGAUCAUUUUACAAAAGGACCCUUUUACUAUUUCACCUUCCUUUGUCUUUAAACACGGGAAAAUCUAGGGUUUUGUUUGUUUUAGAGCUUCUCCCACAAUGGAUAUGGAUGUCUUCAGUGGUUGGGAGAGAUCAUCAAGAUAUGAAGAUGAAACCAUAAUGCCACCUGGGUUUAGGUUUCAUCCUACCGAUGAAGAGCUCAUCACUUACUAUCUCCUCAAGAAGGUCCUUGACUCCAGUUUCACUUGUGCCGCCAUUUCUCAAGUUGAUCUCAACAAGUCUGAGCCUUGGGAGCUUCCUGAGAAAGCGAAACUGGGGGAGAAAGAGUGGUACUUCUUCACACUAAGAGAUCGUAAGUACCCAACGGGGCUGCGAACGAACAGAGCAACAGAAGCUGGUUACUGGAAAGCAACGGGUAAAGACAGAGAGAUCAAAAGCUCGAAGACAAAGUCGCUACUCGGGAUGAAGAAAACACUUGUCUUUUACAAAGGUAGAGCUCCUAAAGGUGAAAAAAGCUGUUGGGUCAUGCAUGAGUAUCGCCUCGACGGCAAAUUCUCUUACCAGUACCUUACUUCCUCCGUUAAGGAUGAAUGGGUUCUCUCUAAAGUUAGUCUGAAAAGCAGCGUAGUUGUCGGUAGAGAGCAGACGAAGUUGCUCUCUUCUUCUACCGCUUCCGUCGCCGGAGAAGUCUCCUCUUCUGCUCCGAUCAUUGACGCCUUUGCGACGGAGCACGUGUCCUGUUUCUCCAAUACCUCCGCUGCAGCUCAUGCCGAUACGAGCUUUCCUACGUACCUUCCCGCUCCGCCGCUUUCACUGCCACGUCAGCCUCGACGAAUAGGUGGUGAUGACGUGGCGUUUGGUCAGUUUAUGGAUAUGGGAUCUUCAGGGCAGUUUAAUGUCGACGAAGCAGCAACGUUCUUACCGUAUCUGCCUCCGACGGUUCUUCAUCCUCCUCAGACGUUCGAACUGUACGGUGGCUCGGCCCUGAGUUGCUGGCCGUUUGCUCUCUGAUGAUCGUUGCUAUGCUGGUUUAGUCUCGACUCUCGAACCAUUUGUUUGUUGUGUUGUGUUACUCGCAUGUACGUGUGUUUGUAAUAUCUCUAUGCGUGUUGUAACAUGACUUGUAUGUCAUUUCCUAGCAGUAGUAGUACUCUCGGAUCAUUUGCAUUAUGUUUUGUAAUGUCUUUUGCAUGACUUUUUUUAUAUUAAUUUCUUGUUUGCUUGGUCAUUAAAAAUUAAUCACAGUUAACUUCUUUUUC